Messenger RNA from Lipotes vexillifer (Yangtze River dolphin), 846 nucleotides. Lineage: Eukaryota; Metazoa; Chordata; Mammalia; Artiodactyla; Lipotidae. The record is from RefSeq and is a predicted model, not a curated record.
AUGGAAUCGGGCACUGAAGACCUACACCCGCACAGCCCCUCCAUGGAACCCCCCACUGACCAGCCUCCCGUCCAGCAGGACUCCAUUGAAGAAAGGGGCUCUGAUGUGGAGGACAAACUAUCCGAAGAAAGAGGCAAGACAUUCUCUUCCCAAUCAGUGAUGGGAGACGUCCCCCAGCCCUAUGGGGGCUUUGAGUAUUCUGGGUCAGAGCCCGAGACUGAUGAGGAGGAGAAUUCGAGGGAAAACGAGACACAAGACAGAAACAGCUGCACUACUCAGUCAGAUUCAGAACAUGGCUCCAGUCCAGAGAGCUCCAGGAAGAGGAAGCUCAAUUCCAGGGACGGCACCUGCGAGAGAACAGGGGCCUCUCCAGAUGAGCGCAGUGCGACUUCGGAAAAGAAGAAACAGAAGGUCCUUGACUCUGGCCACAGCAGGAAGAGUGAAGAAAUCUGGGAUGCCUGCCCCAGGAGGUCCCAGAGGAGGCGCCCUGGGCGCAGCAAGAGGCCCAGAUCCAGGUCCCCAGGAGACCAGCCGCCUCCACUUCGGAAAAGCCUCUUGACCGCCCUGCGCUCUAUGUCUGAGGCCAUUUAUCAGAACAUAGUUAAUGUGUACAAUCAGAAGGGCUAUUCCCCGCUGCUCUGGGAGCAGCUGGCCCAGCUGCGGGGGCCUCUGUGCACCGCGAUGCUGACCACGUACGCCAUGGCCAACCAGGCGGCCUAUGUCUUCCCUGCUGAGGGCUGGCUCGUCCCAACCCCACUGCCGGCUCCCUGGAGUCCAGCCGGGGAUGGAGGAGAAGGUCCGUGCUCCAAAGACAGUCUAGACAGGCUGUCAGUGAGUCAGGCUUGA